Messenger RNA from Penaeus chinensis, 2184 nucleotides. RefSeq names its product probable glutamate receptor. The transcript is spliced from 13 exons. The coding region runs from base 1 to 2184 and encodes 727 amino acids. Gene Ontology annotation, cellular component: membrane. The record is from RefSeq and is a predicted model, not a curated record. NCBI's taxonomy places the organism in Eukaryota, Metazoa, Arthropoda, Malacostraca, Decapoda, Penaeidae. Gene Ontology annotation, molecular function: glutamate-gated receptor activity.
AUGGCUGGACGGCGCCCCUUGCUCCUGUUCCUGUGGCUGUGCUGGGCCUCCUGUCCCUUCCACUGCCAGAAGACCACCGAGGAGGACAUAGAAGCCUGUUGGGCAGCUGUUCAAGAGGAGGCUGAGCAGCCCAAGUUAUCUGCUGAGGAUUACGUGAAUAUGGCGUCGUUUGUGGCCGACUUCUUGCCGCUGAUCCAGAUUAAUGAGAUCUACUUGUGUCUGGAUGCUGUGGGGUCAACCACGCCGUCUCCGAAUCGCUUAGCCGAAUGGACCCUCGUCUCAACCCUCUCCCAGCGGUUCGUGUUCGUGCAUGGCUGCGACUUAGACCGCAUGACCGAGAGCCUCCGAGCCUUAGACGAGAACGCCACUCCUGAAGAGACGAUCCCACGCUCCUUGCACCACCCGGCGGCGGUCCACCUCACCUCGCGGAAGGGGCUGGAGGCGACGUUGGCGGCCAUAGGAGAGGCGUUACCCGAAGGACAGAGCGAGGCUUACCACAUCCUCCUCGGGGCCGACCUGCCGCAGUGUCCUGUGGAGGCUUCGCUCGCCGUGCAGUGGUUCCAGGCUUCUUACAAUGAGAGUUCCACCACCAUCAAAGUGGACGAGAUCUUCCUCUUCGCAAGUGGAGGCGUCAAUAUAAGAGUCCCUGUGGUGAGGUGGAAGACAGGUGGAGAGAGCAAAGCGUCAAUGUCUGUCAUUCAUCCACCUGGUUUCGGUCCUUACGAUUUUCGAGGACAUGUUAUCAAUGUGAUUGCUAUGGAGUACCAGCCUUUCCUGAUGAGAGCAAAGCCUUGUAAGGAAACAGAAGGAAGCGUCGGCCUCGUCUAUCAAGGAAAACCAUGUCCUUCUACGAUGCUUGAAGGAGUGAUGAUCGACCCGGAGCAGAAAAAGGCUCAUGCAAACUACACUGGAUAUUUGAUCGACAUCAUCCAAACACUCGCUAAAAGACUGAACUUCAAGAUAAAACUGCAGAUUCUACACCCAAAAGAGGCAGAAUUUGGCCUCGACGAUGGCAAUGGCACCUUCACGGGACUCGCUGGUUAUCUGCAAACGAGGAGAGCUGACAUCGCUUUGGCUGGAUUUUCUAUGACACGCGAACGUCUCCCGUUUAUGGACUUCUCAGAACCUAUAAUGUACGCCGGCCAGUCACUGUACGUAAGCACAAACUCCUCUCUGCAUACCAUUGGCUGGAACACCUACGUCCUUUCCUUCCAAUGGGGAACCUGGCUAGCUAUCCUCCUCCUCCUCAUCAUUAUGACUUUUGGCUUGUGGUUCCUCGUGAGAAGACAGGGGGAUGAGGAUCCUCACUUCACCCAGACUCAUAAUGUGGCUUUCAUUCUCUUCUCUUGUCUCGUGCAGCAAGGUUCCUGGAUCCUGCCCACCACAGGCCGCGCCCAAGCUGUCCUGUGGAUGUUCUGGUUCACGUCUGUGGUUCUCUACGCAUCCUACACCGCCCGUCUGACGUCCUUCCUCACCGUGUCUUCUCUGAGACUUCCUUUCACCACCUUGGAAGAAGCUGUGCAUUUGCCGGAGUGGAAAAUAGGACUACAAAAGGGGACAUCGGUUAUUGAGACUCUGAAGAGAGCCACGUCCAAGAGCAGUUAUCAUUCCGUCUGGAAAGGCAUCGAGCGGGACAGGAACCUCCUGACGACCAACGAAGAAGCGGCCAUCGUUCGGCUGCUGACGGAGAAGAAAUUCGCGUUUCUCGGCGAGCAGUUGACGAUGAGUUACCUAAUCAACGGAAAUUGCUCCAUUACCGAGAUUCCAGGGAGUUACCUUGCAGGCUACGUCUCCUUGGGACUGCGAAAGAAACUGCCGUGGGCGACGGUCAUCAAUCAAGAGAUCGUGAAGAUGUCAACAGGUGGCCUCCUCGACCGCAUGUAUCAACAGUGGUGGGGGAAGUCGAUACCGUGUGAAGCCAGGUCACCAUAUACGGAAUUAGGGUUUUCAAACAUCCUCACGGCUUUCCUCCUGCUCAUCCUCGGCGGCCUCCUCUCCGUGCUGCUCCUUGUGUUCGAGAUUUCCCUCAGGAGAUACUACCGGAAGGACAAGGUGUUCUCGAGGACGUCCUCCACCUUGCAAGGGCGAGUGUCGACCCUUGGAAGACCGAGGACGAUUUUCGACAGGAGUAGCGACGGACUGAGGCGGAUAGUGAGAGUCGAGGAGCAAACGCGAGUUGGAUGA